AUGUCUGCGUUUGCCGAGGACGUAGAAACGGUUUUCUUAUGCCCUUACGAUAUUUCCAUGACGUCAGCGCAAGAAGCCGAAUUUCAUAAAGCCACUCAUUGCCACAUCUGUGAACAGCCGUUUAAGCCAGAGGACGUUAAAGUCCGUGACCAUUUUCAUUUGACUCCGGAGAAUAACUACAGGGGCGCCGCGCACAACGCGUGUAACAUUAAUUACAAGGAUGGGGUUGUUAUACCUGUUGUUUUUCACAACCUGAGCGGGUACGAUGCCCACUUUAUUUUGGAAAAUAUCGCGAAUGACCUGCCGGGUAGGGUUGAUGUACUUCCGAUAACUAAGGAAAAAUACAUUUCGUUUACCAAAAAUAUUGAUCAAAAUUUAAUUAAAUUCCGUUUUAUUGACUCUUUCCGUUUCAUGAAUUCCGCAUUAGAUACGUUAUCAUCAUACUUGAUCGAGUUUCCAAAUUUAAAAUCAGACUUUUCCGAACUAGCCGACGAUGAGUUUAAUUUAUUAACGAAAAAGGGGGUGUAUCCGUAUGACUUCAUGGAUAGCUUUGCUAAAUUUAAUAUCCAGUCUCUGCCGGAACCACACUUUUAUAACCGUUUAGAGGACAAGAACAUUUCGUCUAAACAGUUCGCGCACGCGCAAAAUGUUUGGAAUACAUUCAAAAUUCAAAAUUUAGGCGAGUACACGGACUUGAACAUGAAAACCGAUAUUUUACUUUUGGCUGACGUGUUUGAACAGUUUCGAAGCAGUUGUCUCAAGACAUAUGGCCUCGAUCCAGCGAAUUACUACACUCUACCUGGAUACACCUGGGCCUGUAUGCUGUUUAAGACACGCCAGACAUUAGAACUUUUGAUCGAUAUCGAUAUGGUAAUGUUUGUCGAACGGGGAAUUCGUGGAGGUCUAAGUCAAUGCUCUAAACGUAAAAGCGCGGCUAAUAAUAAGUAUCUUCCAAAUUUCGACCCGAGUAAACGGGUAAAGUGUUUAUCCUAUUUCGACAUUAACAAUCAAUACGGUAGGGCUAUGAGCCAGUACUUGCCAUACGGUGGGUUUGAGUGGGUAGAUUCCAACAUCGACGUUACCAGCGUAUCAGACACUUCAUCUGAAGGCUAUUUGCUUGAAGUUGAUUUGGAAUAUCCGGCUCAUCUACAUGACUCACAUCGCGACUUACCUUUCUGUCCCGAACAUAGCGCUCCUCCCGGAUAUAAACAUUUUAAACUUUUGGCAACUUUACACAAUAAGACCCGGUACGUUAUUCACUAUAGAGCUUUAAAACAAGCUCUUAAACACGGACUCAAACUUACGAAAAUUCAUCGCGUAUUGAAAUUUAAGCAGUCUCCAUGGCGUAUGUCUUACAUCGAUCUGAAUACCGCGUUACGUCAGGCAGCUAAAAACGAGUUUGAAAAAAAUUUGUUCAAGCUAAUGAAUAAUGCAGUAUUAGGAAAAACCAUGGAGAACAUCCGCAAGCAUUCGAUAGUCAAAUUAGUAAACAAAUGGGACGGGCGUUAUGGUGCGGAGGCAUUGAUAUCUAAACCGGAGUUCAAAGCGGCUACCAUUUUCAACGAGAAUUUGGUUGCUGUUGAGUUAAAUAAGACCGAGGUCUUCUUCAACAAGCCGAUAUACGUUGGUAUGUCGAUCUUGGACCUAGCCAAAACCACCAUAUACGAUUUUCAUUAUGACUAUAUGGCGCCCGAGUUUGGGAACGACUGCUCAGUCCUUUAUACCGACACCGACUCGCUGAUAUAUGAAAUCACAAAUAAAGACGUCUAUGAAGUCGUGCGUCGCGAUUGUCACACUCGGUUCGAUACUUCAGACUAUCCCGCCGAUAACAGGUACAACAUCCCUCAAGUCAAUAAAAAAGUCUUGGGUAUGAUGAAAGAUGAGUUUAACGGUAUGCCUAUGGAACUUUUCGUAGGUCUUAGGUCCAAAAUGUAUACCGUUAAACGAUCUGAUGGCGAUGACGUGGCUUUAACAAAGAAAAUUAAGGGUAUAAAAAAAUCGGUAAUCAACAACUUCAUCACGCUCGAGGAUUACCUCGAGUGUGUCGAUAAUUUCAAAAAUAAAUAUAUUCAGCAAAAUUUGAUAAAAUCAGAAAAACAUGCAGUCUUCACAAUGACUCAUCAUGAAAAAAUAGCUUUGAGUCCGCACGACGAUAAGCGAUACUUGAUAAAGGGAUCGUAUGAGACGCUGCCAUGGGGGCACUACAGUAUUAUGGAAUAA
Anoplophora glabripennis (Asian longhorned beetle) is the source of this 2220-nucleotide messenger RNA. RefSeq lists its product as uncharacterized. The transcript has a single exon. Gene Ontology annotation, biological process: DNA replication. The coding region runs from base 1 to 2220 and encodes 739 amino acids. Lineage: Eukaryota; Metazoa; Arthropoda; Insecta; Coleoptera; Cerambycidae. The record is from RefSeq and is a predicted model, not a curated record. Gene Ontology annotation, molecular function: nucleotide binding; DNA-directed DNA polymerase activity; DNA binding.